AUGGCCUCUUCUCCUCCGCCACCAGAACCUGCUGCGGAGGAGAAAUCAGAUCCAACGUCUAAACCGACACUUCAACUUUCAUCUUUACCGCCCAUAUUCGUCUCGGAAUCACAUUUGGACACUUGCGAGCUACAUGAAUUGGAAGAUGAUGUCGUCGAAGCUGGAGGCUUACUGUCUUAUGAUCUGAAAGAAGCACAAAUUGUCCUAACCAAAGCUGAGCGGAAGAGGCGCAUCCAGCUGGACUUGCGAUCCAAAGGAUGUCACACUGAAGAAGUCGAGAUAGUUAAGGAUUCCAAUUCGCAGAACCAUGUGUCGGACGCGUCCGAUGCUAAGAAGCAGAGAAUUUCCGAAGUAGGAAGUACUGGAAAGAAUGACAAAGACAACUCGACCAAUCAUGACGGCAAUAUCGAAUCAGAGAUUGAGGACGAGUCAAAGUCUGUCAAGCGCAAGCGCAAACAGUCUCCAGCGAAUGGAGCCCCGAACGAAGGAUACUUUUCCAAUCCUUAUAUCAAGGUCUUAAGGCUGCAGUGGUUCAUGGAUUGUCGAAAACAAGGCACAACCCUUCCUAUAGAGCCUUACCUACUCUACCAAGGACGUCGUGUUGAGAAACCCAAUGACACAACUACGCCCAUCAAAGGCUCCAGCUUCUCAGCUCAAUUCAAAACGCCCCAAUCAAUCUUGGAACGAGCAAGAGCAGACGGAGAAAUGAACACUUCCUCACCUGUUCAGCAACGCAGCCAUCGCAAACUUGGUCAGAUCGGCGGAGGUAGAGUCUCUGCACCUUUCCAACCUACGCCACACACGAAACGGGCCCACUUGUUACACCAAACGACUUCCGAGCAUGACUUGGGUCAGUCAGGAGAUCUGCCGGAGAUGCCUCCAUGGGUGCAGAACGAGGUGAAGUACGCCUGUCAACGAUCGACGCCAGCUGGCUCACCGAACGCAUCUUUCAUCGCGCAACUCGAGAAGAUCAAGCUGGCUCGAUUGUUGACAGGCGAUGAGAUAGGUGUACGGGCUUACAGCACCAGUAUCGCUUCAUUGGCUGCUUAUCCUUACAAGCUCAGUAGUGCACGAGAGAUCUUAUAUUUGCCUGGCUGUGAUGCCAAGAUAGCAAACCUCUACGUGGAAUUUGCUAACUACGGCAAGAUUCAAGAAGCAGACAACGCUGAGAACGAUGAGGGACUCAAGAUUCAGAGGCUAUUCUACAACAUCUGGGGCGUAGGAGCUACAACAGCGAGAGACUUCUACAAAGAGAAAGGAUGGAGGGAUCUGGAUGAUGUGAUUGAGUAUGGCUGGAGUACAUUGACUCGUGUACAGCAGAUUGGCGUCAAGUUCUAUGACGAGUUUCUGCUUCCCAUACCUCGUUUGGAAGUUGAAGAGAUUGCCUCAACCAUCCACCGACACGCCGUCAAGGUCCGCGAUAAGGGUAUGCAAAGUCUAUUAGUCGGUGGCUACCGGCGAGGCAAAGAGAGCUCGGGAGAUGUGGAUAUCAUCCUAUCUCACCCAGACGAAGACCAGACUUUGAACAUCAUCACCGACAUUGUGGCGAGCUUGGAAGAGGAGAACUGGAUCACACAUACCCUACUGAUCAGCACGACGACUAGUAAUCGUUCGCAGCAGACACUCCCUCUCAACUCUUCCUCCGCUCACGGUCAUGGCUUUGAUUCCUUGGACAAGGCCCUUGUAGUUUGGCAGAACCCUAAUUUCGACCUCGAUCCUUCUGAUACCAAGCAGAAGAAUCCAAACCCGCAUCGCAGAGUCGACAUAAUCAUUUCACCUUGGAAGACAGUUGGUUGUGCAGUCAUGGGUUGGUCAGGUGGCACCACGUUCCAACGUGAUCUUCGCCGCUAUGUUCGACAGACGUACAACUACAAGUUUGACUCUUCUGGAGUCAGGGACAGAAAAACUGGAGAUGUCGUAGAUGUGGAUGGCAAGGCAGAUACGAUGGAACAAGCAGAGAAGAAUGUGUUUGACGCUCUGGGCUUGGAGUUCAGAGAGCCUUGGGAAAGAUGCACAGGAUGA
Molecule: messenger RNA, 2022 nt
Organism: Aureobasidium melanogenum CBS 110374
Lineage: Eukaryota; Fungi; Ascomycota; Dothideomycetes; Dothideales; Saccotheciaceae
Product: DNA polymerase beta-like protein
Exons: 1
Coding region: 1-2022 (673 amino acids)
Biological process (GO): double-strand break repair via nonhomologous end joining
Cellular component (GO): nucleus
Molecular function (GO): DNA binding; DNA-directed DNA polymerase activity
Source: RefSeq, a predicted model, not a curated record